This is a messenger RNA of Diorhabda carinulata, 8565 nucleotides long. RefSeq names its product serine/threonine-protein kinase NLK (gene nmo). Gene Ontology annotation, biological process: intracellular signal transduction; protein phosphorylation. The transcript is spliced from 9 exons. NCBI's taxonomy places the organism in Eukaryota, Metazoa, Arthropoda, Insecta, Coleoptera, Chrysomelidae. The record is from RefSeq and is a predicted model, not a curated record. Bases 362 to 1660 code for a protein of 432 amino acids. Gene Ontology annotation, molecular function: ATP binding; MAP kinase activity. Gene Ontology annotation, cellular component: nucleus; cytoplasm.
AGUGUGCUACAAACAGCGGUAGGAGGUGUGUCGUGGCAGAUCUCCUCAAAUAAUCUUUUCUUUUUUUAUUUAUCCAAGCCUUCCUAGUUUACGUUUAGUUUUACAAUUUCUACCGUGAAAUUGCAUUUUGGACUGUGUUAACGAUUUCUAUUGUUUUAGUGAAGGAAUUUAACGUAGUGUUUGGUCUUCAAUAACGUGUAACGAUUAAUUUACUACGCGAAACUAGAGAAUAGUGGUAUAAAUUACGUUUUCUGGGACUUAAAUAACAUAAAUUAAUAUAAUUGUAAGCAAAAUAUUUAGUGUAAAAUGUUAACAGCGUAAUAAGAAAGAAAAACUGUCGCAUUGGGUGAAUAUAUAUUUGAUGGCUGUGGCGGUUCCUAACUGCCACUCGAGGGUGUCAAUGUCUGUCUCGAUGAGCCUGAUGCAGGGUACAGCCGGGCCUACGACCGGGGCAGGGCAACAAGGGGGCCUGCAUGGGGCCCAACCCUACUAUCAUCCACAACACGCCGCAGCACCGGCCCAUACACAGGAACAGGUCCAACCGGAUAGACCCAUUGGGUACGGAGCCUUCGGAGUUGUUUGGGCAGUGACAGACCCUAGGGAUGGAAGGAGAGUAGCGUUAAAGAAAUUACCCAAUGUGUUUCAGUCGGUGGUAUCUUCAAAAAGAGUUUUUAGGGAAUUGAAAAUGUUGUGUUUCUUCAAACAUGAAAAUGUUCUUUCAGCACUUGAUAUUCUUCAACCACCACACCUGGACUUUUUUCAAGAAAUAUAUGUGAUUACAGAGUUGCUUCAAAGCGAUUUACAUAAAAUUAUAGUAUCGCAUCAACCCCUUUCAUCGGACCAUAUAAAAGUUUUUCUAUACCAGAUUCUUAGAGGUUUAAAAUAUUUACAUUCGGCUAGGAUAUUACAUAGAGAUAUCAAACCUGGAAAUCUACUUGUAAACAGUAAUUGUGUUCUUAAGAUCUGUGAUUUUGGUUUAGCUAGAGUAGAAGAGCCCGACACAAACAAACAUAUGACGCAAGAAGUCGUAACGCAGUAUUACCGCGCACCUGAAAUUCUCAUGGGAGCUAAACACUAUUCCGCCGCGGUGGACGUUUGGUCAGUAGGUUGCAUUUUUGGCGAACUCUUAGGACGAAGGAUACUUUUCCAAGCCCAAAAUCCUGUACAACAAUUGGAAUUAAUAACCGAAUUGUUGGGUACGCCUUCUUUGGAAGACAUGAAAUACGCUUGCGAAGGCGCCAAGUCACAUAUGUUAAGGAGAGCCCCUAAACCUCCAUCGUUAUCAGCGUUGUACACGUUAUCCUCUCAAGCGACACACGAAGUUGUUCAUUUGUUAUGUCAGAUGUUGGUAUUUGAUCCUGAUAAACGAAUUUCCGUAGUGGAUGCUUUGGCGCAUCCGUAUUUAGACGAAGGUAGGUUAAGGUACCACUCUUGUAUGUGUAAAUGUUGUUAUACUACGGCAAGUGGAAUGAGGCAGUAUACUUCGGAAUUCGAAAGCACCGCCCCCCAACCCUUCGACGAUCACUGGGAGAAGAAAUUAACGACUGUACAGCAAGUAAAAGAAGAGAUGCAUAAGUUCAUAGCGGAGCAACUUAACACAAGUAGAGUCCCUUUAUGUAUAAAUCCCCAAUCUGCGGCAUUCAAGAGUUUCGCCAGGUAAGAUGGCCGCCAACGCCCAGAGCAGCGCAGCGCCAUUGCAUAGUUCGACAGUCGCUCAUUCAUCAGAAUUACCCCCAUCGCCUCAUAAAUGGGAAUCCCCUAGAAUAGUGGUACGGAGAUAACGUAAAAUGUACCGUUCGAUGUCUCUCUAUUUACCUUUUAAACAUUUUUGACAUUUUUAGUGAAAUACACCAAAUAUAAAUCAGGGAUUCUAUGCAAUGCGUCAAAUUUUUUUUUUGUAAAGACAAAUAUUUCGCGCUGUACAACAAACAUUCGUCAUAGUGUGUGUUUUCGUGUAUAUUUAGUCGACAAGAGUGUGAUUUUAUUAUAUAAAAAAUUAUUUAGUAGAUCUGCCUAAUUAGAUUGUCGCGUGAAUUUUGACAUUUGUCCAAAAUCGUUUUUUAAAAAUUUACCUAUAAAACCUUGUUUUUUUUAUUAUAUUUAACCCCACUUUAUAAUUUCUUGUCUUGUUUAUAAAAUUAUAUAAUUAAAUCGGGCUAUAUUCCAAUAAAAACCAAAAAUAUUUCGUUUGCUGUUAUUGGAAAAAUAAUAGUAGCAUUUUUUUAAAUUGAUAGAAAAUAUCUAAUUGGAUCCAUGUUGUAUAUAAAUGUAUGUAAAAUUCGUAGACAGUUGAAACUACGAGUCACCCUGUAGAUACAGUGUACAGAAAUCACUGCCUUGAUUAGUUUAGAUGAAAAAAAAAUAAUAGUAAUAUUUAGUUGUAUAAGACUGGCAAUUUUUAUAAUUUCGCAAGAAUUAAUCAAAUUUUUGUCAAAAAAAUUGCAUACCACAAAUAAUCCUAAUAGUAAUAUGAAAAAACAACUCACGCAAAAGAGAAAAGGCUGCAAAAAAUCAUUUCGUGAAUUAAAUAAAUAUUUCGUCUUUUUUCUUUAUAAUUUUUCUGACAUUGUUGGAUAAAUGUGUGGUUUUUUCUUUUUUUUAUCCAUUUCCCAAGAUAAUCCAUUUUUUAACCUAUUUCCUUUUUCUUAUUCGUCUAUUGAUUUUUUCAUUUCUUUGUAUUUUAUUAAAUGUCCUUUUUGUUCUUGUUUUUUAUUUAUUGCCAUUUUGUUCACUAUAUUCUGUAAUAAUACAAGGCCUGUUUGUUUAUUUGCCCCUUUCUCUCUAAUUCUCAUUAUUUCUCAUUUAUUUCGCCUAUUUCCUUUUUCUUCUCCACAUUUUCUUAUUCGUCUAUUUAUUUUCUUGUAUUGUUAUAAUAGUUUCAUGUUUUACUUUAUUCUAUAGACUUUUCUUGUUUUGGGAAAUUAUAGAAACGUCCUUUAUUUUAAUAUUUGAUUAACAAAGUGUGUAUCGACCAAAUAUAAUAAAUUAUUUUAUCUUGUAUAUCAAAUACAAUAAUAUACAGAGUGAUGUGUUUAAAAUACCGAUAAUACAAUUUUAUGGAACAUUCUGUAUAAAAACUGCGUAAAGUGGAUUUGAAAGUUUGCAAUUUUUUUAUACAAAAAUAUAAAAUUGUUUCAUUAGAUUGUAAUUUAGUUCCACAAACUAAAUGCUGAUCAGUUCAGAUUGUCUUAUCCAACUUAUUUGUUUUUAUGCAAUUUUCUCCAAACGAAAACUAAAAUGUGCUGUGAUAAAUAUAGGAAAAAGAAAACUUUUAUUCAAUUUUUUUUAAAUGGUGUUAAGUUCGUAUUUCUCAGUAAGAAAAUUCGAACUGAUCAGCACGACAUUAUUUUAAUAAAAAGUUUCAUUUAUUACUUCCAGAAAUACCAAUCAACUAAAUGACGAUGUUUUUCGAGAUAACUUCAAAGAAUUGACAAUAAAACGAAAUAUAAAAUUUUUACAUACAUUUUUUUUUUAGAAAAUAUUUAGUGUCUUGUACCAAAGAACUUUUUUUAACAAGACAAUUUGUGUCAUGUAACAAACAAUAUUUUCAACCAAAAAACAAUUUCAUGUACCAAACAUUUUUUACAACAAUGUGUGUCAUGUACCAAAAAACUUUUUUUACAUAAAGCUAUUUCCCUCAUGUACCAAAUAAUAGUUUUUACCCAAGAUAAUGUUUAUCAUGUAUCAAACAACAAUUUUUACACAAAACAAUUUCCGUCAUGUUCCAAAUAAAAUGUUUGUACCAAACUACAACACAUUGAAUUGAGGCGGUUAACCUGAAUGUCGGCUAGGUGUAACAAUUCCUCGUCAGUAACUAACGUGCCAUUAUUCAUGAGGUCCAUAUUGGUUGUCAAAUCUAAUCCAUCUACAUCACAAAAUGUAGAUCUUUCAGACUUAAGAUCUAAACUACUAUUUUCUUCUAUACUGUAAACUCCAUUUUCAGCAGUUGGUGCUUUUAUGUCUAUUCCAGCCAUUGAAAGGAUUUUGGACGCACGAGAGUGGCGAUUCAUUCUGAAAUAAAUAGGUUUUAUUUAGGCCUCGCAUAGACAAAAAAUAACGAAAAUGUAAAACAGUGUGAAGUAGGUACCUAUAGGUAUAAGUUGGUAAUGAAUAUUCGAUACAUUUUGUGCAUUAUAAGUAGAUACCUAUCCAAACUCUUUGCACCGGACAACUUUUUUGUUGGUAGCAGUCUGUUUCACUCACAAUAUAAUUUACUUAGAGUGAGACAGUCAAGGGUUGGCAAAAAGGGACCACGUGGUGGCCUACUUGUCAGGUGGAAAGCCUCCUCACAUUACUACUGGAGUGAGACAGACUGCUGCAAAACUGUUGCCAACCUAAAAGUUAUUCGCUGCAACACCUUAUUAUAUUAGUUAAGUAAGUCCCUAUAAUGGGGCCCACACACCUCGUUCUUCUCUGUCGUGUUUAACCGACGGUUAAAAACGUCAGAGUAGAAUGAAGAACGAUGGAGGCUACACACCUCGUGUUUACUCGAACAGUUCACGAUAACCGACAAAAAUCAAGCUUAGUCUGAAUUUUGGAACGUCGUUCAAAACCGAUUUGGUUCCAAUAGCUCCAUCCAUUUCAAUAUUGGUGUUUUCAAAACUACUUCGUUUUACAAGUAGUUUUUUACCCGAAAAGGAAAGUUUCUGGUUAUCCUCAUCGUUAUUUUAUCCCAUAUCAUCCGAAACAUGAAUUUAACUAAAGAUUUUAAUCUUUUCAAAUCAAAAUUUGAGAAGAAUCGAUAUAGAAUCAUUUUAGAAUUUAAUUCAUUGAUGGAGAAAACCGUAACUGUGCUCAGAUAUCAAAAUUUCAGCCCAAGUUUCCUGUAAAAGUACCCGGAUCUGGGUGAACCAUAGUGAACCAUAUGAAAAUCUUUUGUGUCAUUAUAACUUGAAAAUAGUAUUUUUUCAUAUCUUUGCAAUCCCCUUUAAAAUGUUUUAGGGAUAAAGUGUCUUAACUACUCAAAUCAUGAUAUUCUCAACUAAAAGCUUUGUUUUUAUAAAAAGAUCAAGCCCAGUAUACAUAGAAACUAAGAUCAUAUACAUCUAUAUAUGAGUAAUAUUUUAUAUAUUAAAUUCAUGAAAUAUAAUAAAAUAACUUACUUGUCAUCCACGAUGUUUAUGUCUUCGAUGUUUAAUCCUUUUAACAAAGCACAAUUUGAAUAAUUCACAUUAAAACAACAAAAAACUUCAAGAGUCCGUUUUUAUACUUUCACAAAGUGUUACCGCAAGAUCUUUUUUAGUAGCAGAGUUGGUAACAAAAACGAGAUAUUCCGCAAUAUAAACAUUUUUUUUAUGUAACUAAAAUUUAAAACCAAAAUUAUUCAUCAUCUCUCUUAUAAAGUAUGAUUAUAAAUAUUAAAAAGUAUUAUACAGAAUUACCAAUAAUACAAAAACAAAAGUUACCAUAACUAUAGGUUAUCAACAAGGUUUGUGCAUAUACAAACAUACUUAAUUCUGGGCUUAUACAUAAAAUAACAUUUUUUUGGUCAAAAAUAAUUGAUUAUGUCUCGAAAUAUAAAUAAAAAAACUUAGUGAAGUAAAUUAGUUCAAAAAGAAAUUUCAUAAAUACGUUUAAAAAAGAAUCAAAAAUGACGCGAUCGAGUGGUAACACUGCUGUGAUUCAAUUAAACAGCUGAUUAUAUGACGUAAUUUAAUUGUUACUAAUAAGGCACUAAUAGGUUAAUUUUAUAAAAUUCUUUAAAGUUGUCUCUUAAUUGUUAAUUUUGAUUUAAAGACUAAUGUAAAGACUGUGAAUAUUUUAGCGAACUUACCUUUAUUGAAGCAGCUCUAUGAAAAAGUCCUUAUUAACAAAGUUUCGUUUGACAUGAUUGCCAACGUAAAAAUAUAGUUGUAUUUAGUGUCAUUUGGUGUGAAUAUUAAGUGUGCAAUUGAGAAUAUAGAGACUGUUGAUAAAAAUGUCUUUGUAGUGGAUCAGAUCUCGGAAAUUUGAAAAAAAAAGGAGAAAAGUGUUUUCAGUUCACCGAAAUAUCUAUAUACAGGGCUAGGAUAAAUUUUCUGGGCAAUUACAAUGAUUUACAACAUGUAUAAGUAGGUUAAUAGAUUUAAAAAAAGGACAUUUAUAAUUUAAUUAUGAGUUUAAGUUACGCGAUUAUCUAAACAAUGUACUCAUUUCACCUCAUUUACUUUACUUUAUAUAUGAAAUGAAUUAUUUAAAACUGUAUCGAUAUAUUUUCAUCUAUAAACAAUGGAAUAUUAAUUGACGGAUUAAUUUCUUCCUUUUUGGAAGUGGCUAUGAAACUGCAGUGACUGUGCAACUACAAUAAUUCGAUGUUUGUUUUCUCCCGUAAAUGUUUUUUUUCUCUUUUUGGGAUCUGGUCUCUUUAUAUUUGAGUAUAUUAAAACUUCGUCUAUAUAUAUUGUGUAGUCAAUUUUUUUUCAUUUGUACAUAAUUUUAAUUAAUUUUACUUAGUGAAUUUUAUUGUUAAGAUCUUUUAAGAAAUAUCGUUUUUCUAAUUCAAAGCGUAUGGCCAAAUAAUGCCGAAAAGGCGUUAAUUAGUUUAAAUAUUUUAGAUAAUUGAAUAAUCUAAUGUGAUGGUACAAGUUGAAUUGGAAAAAGUAUAAAAAUGUAAAGACUGUAUGCCAGCUUUGUCAUUUUUGACAGUUCUAAUAUAAAAUUGCGUGCAUAGAAUUCAAUCCAUCAACCCACUGUAAAUUUUUGACUAUCGUUUAAAAAACAAUUAAAAAAACUUUGAUAUGAGCUUAAAUCAAUUGACUUAUUCAAUACUAAGUUCGAUUUGUCAUAUUAAAUUUCGUAUUAUAAGAAAGCAAUUUCGUUUUUACUCUUACUAUAAAUAUUCGAUUAUAACUAAAUCAGGACUAUUUGUUGUCCACUUUGUAACUCGAAAACCGACUUCUGUAUAGUAUCUUGAGUUACUUAACAUGUCUUAAAGCACCUCUCCCGUUACCACGAACCACGACUAUGUCUUGGUUGAUUUCAUUGAUCAUUUGGUAUUAAUUCUGAUCCUUAGUUUCGGAUUCGUAUUAAAAAAUCAUAAGUUUUUGCUCUUCUGACAGUUUUUUCCCGUUGCUGAAGAAACAAUGUUUCGGCCAUGUGUAAACAUAACCAUCAUCGGAAUUGAAACAUUGUCAUAUCAUGGGAUCAACUUUUGUAUUCCUCUGUCGCUUGGGAAAGGAACUACGCGCAGUCAUACCAUUCGUGAUGGACAGUCGCCUAAUGGAAACUUCUUUAUGGAUACUUGAACGACUGUGUAUACAAGUGAGGCGCCAUCUAUUGAUGAUUUUGGAACUACAGAUCUGAUGAUGAAGUUAUUUGAAUUCUACUACUCAAUAGAGGUGAACGAUCAAGCCAGAAUAUGUUUAAAUUUUGUUAUUUUGUAAACAAUAGAAGAGGUUAUUUAAAGUUUAAAGUGCUUUUCUGAGGUAAUAACAACCACACAUACAUAAGGUGUUAAAAUCCCAUUCUAGUGGCCAAUAAAACUCUAGAGCACCUUUUUGAUAGUUUCGUGUAGAUAUUUAAAGUCACUUGAACAAAUGCAUUUCUAAUCUAUAACUACAUUAUUCAGAUUAAUUGUUAUCUCAUGAGGCUGGGAAGUUAGACCUGAUGUCUGUAAACAUAAACUUUACCUUAUAAGCCACAUAAUACUGUCCCGCUAAAAAAUCGCUUCAUUUUCUUUUAGCACUCUACUUUUGACUCCAUUCUAUUCCAUGAUGUUAUAAAGGGUUACUUUCGUAUACAACUUUUUGUUGUAACCACAUAAACACGAUUGGGAAAUAACGGAGAUUAUAAAAAUAAAAAAAAUCCUACCAAAAUUACUAGAAACAGCAAUCAAACACCAUUACAGAUUGUAUUGUAGAAGCCAAAUUCAGCGCCAUCUAAUGAUAGUAGAUAUUUUCGCCAAUAGGACAGGAGGAGGGGAUUGUUAAUGACAUGAUGCAGCACUUAUUCAAUUGAAUUAUUUAUACGUCAUAGAUUUUCUACGCAAGCGCUAAUUGCGUUUGAUUUAAAAGAAAAAGUGUCAUGUACGUUUGUUAUUGACUAUAUGGAUAAGUUCUUUCGACCUACAGGUUUCUUCGUACAUAAAUUUUGACAUAUUUAAACUGAUAAUAAAGAAAAAUUGUCUCUAUAAUAUAUUUUUUUCCUUAUGACUAGCUUUUUAAAAAAUAUAUAGUUUCAACUCAAAAAUUUACAUUUUUAUAAUUGUUUGCACGUAAUUGUAUAUGCUUUGUAUUUUUUUUAACAACUGUAAAUAUUAUUGGGUAUGUUUUAUUCAUUUUUUUACUAUAUAAGUUUCAUUAAUAUCUCAGUCUAUCUCAAAUUCGUAAUAUUUUUAUGUUUAAUGAAGUAAAAUACAAAAAAAAUAUCAUAGAAAAUUUCGCGUUUAAACAUAUUAAUAUUAUAUCAAAACAUUCAACUGUUCCGAUUUUUUUUAAGAUUUUGUAAUUAUAUUCCAAUCAUUUUCCAGAGAUCUCAGUAAAGAAUGUAAAUAUUGAAAUGUAACUCAUAAUUUUUCCAAGUAACGGUCAGUCUAUAUUUACUUUAAUAUACUCUGAUAUAAAAAAAAUAAAUGAAAUCUCAAAACUA